CCGGUGUGGUUGUGGUGAACCCGCUGGUGUUCCGUCCUCGGCUCAGAGAGGACCUUUCUUUCAUGAUGAAAUUGAAUUUUGGAUAAAAGCGCUAUGGAAGCGUUUUUCAUUUCCUACUUCAUUUUUUUGUUUGCUUUUUCAAGAUGAGAAGCACCUGAACAUUUCAGAGCGGCGCUUGGCUGCGUUAUCAUCUUCCUGUUUGUUUUUACAGUCUUUCUGCCAUAACAAUAAUGGAAGGAGUGCUGUACAAGUGGACUAAUUACAUGACAGGAUGGCAGCCACGCUGGUUUGUGUUGAACAAUGGAAUCAUUUCAUAUUACGACUCACAAGAUAAUGUGUGCAAAGGCAGCAAGGGCAGCAUAAAGAUGUCAGUGUGUGAAAUUAAAGUUCACCCUACUGAUAAUACCAGACUGGAGCUGAUCAUACCAGGAGAGCAGCAUUUCUACGUGAAGGCUGUAAAUGCAGCCGAGAGACAGAAAUGGCUGGUGGCUCUAGGAAGCUCGAAGGCUGGGCUUGCUGACACAAGAACCAAAAAAGAGAGAGAAUUAACAGAGACCACCGAGUCUUUGAAAACCAAGAUGUCAGAACUGCGUCUGUACUGUGACUUACUAAUGCAACAGGUUCACACCAUUCAGGAGUCGGUGGAGCAGGAGGGAGACCAUGCCGAGACGAGGAAUGAGGCGUCGUCUUUACUGAGCGCCACAUGUAAUACCUUCAUUCAGACACUGGAGGAAUGUAUGAAGAUUGCUAAUUUGAAGUUCCAGACAGACAUGCUGCAGUCGAGUCCUUCGGACCCACUGAUGUCACCUGUCUCCCCGUCUCCCAUCCAAAUGGCCAGAAUGAAACGUUCCAUCAGCCAUCCAGGCACAUAUAGCUAUGACAGGUCCAGUGCGCCGAUGGAUCACAGGUCAUCACAGAGACGCACACGGACGCACUCAGAUACGGAGGCUCUCAGUGACGGUGGUGCAGAGGAGAUGGAGCGUCCUGUGCUGUUUCCCAAAGCCAGUGUAAACGGUGACACCGCACCAGUAAUUCCUGAAGAGAUCGGCACGGGGACGUGUUUAAUAAUGGAAACGGACACUCCGGAGUCAGACUUGUCACUCUGAGCGCAGAUUUUUCGGGGUUACACGAGCAGGAGGAAACGUGCUGAUGUGCAGCUACUGUUUGCAGCUCCGCAUUACUGAUGUUUAGGAAGUAUUAUUUCCCUCAGUGAAGAAUUUUGUUGCACUUUAAUAAGAAAAUGACAGAAAACAAAGUUUGAAUGUUUGUAUUUUUUUUUUUUUCCCCAGAUCUCUUAAAUUGCUUUGUUUUCCAGAUAAAUGUUGUUUUGUUUGUGACACACGAGCCCAUCAGUGAAGAGAAUAGAAAUCCACUUUGGAUUUCACAAGUGACAUGUAGCCUUUUGUGAGGAGAACCUUGAUGAAUAAGGUUUUAGUUACAGUGCCAAGUGAGUGGCAAUAUUGUGAGUGUACUGACAGUAAAGGGUAAUUUUUUUUUUUCCAAAAUUUCUGUAUAAUUUGCUGAGUGCAAAGUCAAUACUGAUGUACUAAAACCUCUAAAAUGUUACAAAUAUGUUGCCUUAGGGGCUGUUUUUACAGUAAGAAUUUCAUCUUUGGUUCUCACCGGGACCCAUUUGUGCCUAUGCCAUUUGUGUUGGUUAUGUAGCAUAUAGUUUGCUAAAUUACAUGGUGCAUCAGUAUGGAAAAAAAUAAUUCUUUAGAUUUGGCACAAUAAAUCGAAGCAUAUAGAACCGCCCUUUUUACCGCACUCCAAACCGUAGUUUGGAGAACAAACAAAAUGGCUCUCGCUGCGCUUUAGUCCCUGUCACAAAUGUUGUUUUAAGAAAAUGUAUCUAACCGAGCAAACACUGAGCAAAUUAUGCUGACAUUUUGAAAAAUCUAUGGACUUUCCCAUUUCUUUUAUGCUUUACUUUUGCUUUGUUGUGCACUUGGCAUGCUCCAGUGUUUAUGCAGUUAUUAUGCAAAUACACACUUUUUUUUAUUUAUUUAUAAUAAGUUGCCAGAUUUUAGCAGUCAUUUCCCCCUAUAUACAUCAUUUUGCCUUAAAAUUGAUUCUUCGCAUGGAGGAAUUUGAUGUGUUAAUAUAUUUAAUGUAGGAAAAAAAAAAUGCAUUAAAAGUAUAUGGGAUGAUUGUUUUUUUUUUUUUACUUUUAUCUAACAUGUACCUUGCAUUACUGCUGAACUUUCUGCCUGAUAGUGAAACGGAGAGAGCGAACUGCACAUUGUUUACCACAGCUAGGCAAAUCCAGCUUUAACUCCAUUACCCUGCUUUCCACUGUCUGCUUCCACAUUUACUUAUUGGAUUAUCAUUUCUGGCUUAUAAUCUUUCCCCAAAAAGUAUUGGGGGAAACUAAAUGAUUAUAUGACAGCGCAGAAGAGUGUUUUUUUUUUUUUCUUUUUUUUUAAGAGUUCUGGUUGACAAUUGCAAGAAUGAACAUUACAGAAUAAAUCUAUUUUCAACUGAAUCAGCAACUUUAUGUAAUGCUCAGCUAAAGCAGAACAGAAACAGAAAGAUGCAACCCGAUGUGCUCUUCCUUCCUCUAACAUUGAUUUCUUUUAUUUUAUGAUUUUGUAAUAUUUAGUAAGGCACUCUUACAACAGCUUCAAGAGAAUAAAGUAGUUUUUGGAGCAUAA
Molecule: messenger RNA, 2654 nt
Organism: Pangasianodon hypophthalmus (striped catfish)
Lineage: Eukaryota; Metazoa; Chordata; Actinopteri; Siluriformes; Pangasiidae
Gene: plekha3
Product: pleckstrin homology domain containing, family A (phosphoinositide binding specific) member 3
Exons: 8
Coding region: 231-1106 (291 amino acids)
Biological process (GO): receptor recycling; endosome organization; retrograde transport, endosome to Golgi
Cellular component (GO): early endosome; trans-Golgi network; recycling endosome
Source: RefSeq, a predicted model, not a curated record